AAUCUCUCUCACACACACACGCAAACACUCUCUCUCAUGGCUAGAUCAAUUGCAGACCCUCUUCUUGUUGGGAGAGUGAUUGGAGAUGUCCUUGAUCCUUUCACUCCAACCAUUAAAAUGUCAGUCAUUUACAACAACAAGCAAGUGUGCAAUGGCUAUGAGUACUAUCCUUCUGCAGUCACCGCCAAACCUAGGGUUGAGGUUAAUGGAGGUGACAUGAGAAGUUUCUUUACACUGGUUAUGACAGAUCCAGAUGUUCCUGGGCCUAGUGAUCCUUAUUUAAGGGAACAUCUGCACUGGAUAGUGACUGACAUUCCAGGCACAACAGAUGCCACAUUUGGAAGGGAAGUGGUGAGCUACGAGAUCCCAAAGCCUAAUAUAGGCAUCCACAGGUUUGUGUUUGUUCUCUUCAAGCAGAAACGCAGGCAGAGUGUUAGCCCACCUUCUUCCAGGGAUUGCUUCAACACUCGAAGCUUCGCCGCCGACAACGACCUCGGCCUCCCCGUUGCCGCUGUCUUCUUCAAUGCACAGAGAGAGACAGCUGCAAGAAGACGCUAA
Molecule: messenger RNA, 558 nt
Organism: Cornus florida
Lineage: Eukaryota; Viridiplantae; Streptophyta; Magnoliopsida; Cornales; Cornaceae
Product: protein SELF-PRUNING-like
Exons: 4
Coding region: 37-558 (173 amino acids)
Biological process (GO): negative regulation of flower development; vegetative to reproductive phase transition of meristem
Cellular component (GO): cytoplasm; nucleus
Source: RefSeq, a predicted model, not a curated record